AUGGACCACCCCCAAACUCCGCGUGUGUUGCAACCGCACCUCUCGCAGUUCCAGCACAGAAUCGUCCGCGUCCUGGGCAAAGUCGUGCAGCUGCGGGGCGAAACCGCCAUCAUCGACGCCGGCGGGCAGAUUGAUGUGAUUCUGAACCGGGACGCGCAUCUGGCUGUUGGUCAUGCGGUCGAGGUGAUUGGCAAGGUGGAUGGGAAUCUAGCGAUCAAAGUGCAGGCCGCGACUGAUUUCGGGACGAAUAUCGACUUCAACGCUGCGAAUGCGGUCGUGGAUGCGACGCACCGGCACAAGGAGAUUUUCUACGAUGACCAGUAA
Molecule: messenger RNA, 324 nt
Organism: Didymella exigua CBS 183.55
Lineage: Eukaryota; Fungi; Ascomycota; Dothideomycetes; Pleosporales; Didymellaceae
Product: replication factor A protein 3
Exons: 3
Coding region: 1-324 (107 amino acids)
Biological process (GO): base-excision repair; nucleotide-excision repair; mismatch repair
Cellular component (GO): DNA replication factor A complex; site of double-strand break; nucleus
Molecular function (GO): single-stranded DNA binding; damaged DNA binding
Source: RefSeq, a predicted model, not a curated record